This is a messenger RNA of Periconia digitata, 1059 nucleotides long. The record is from the annotation of a GenBank genome assembly. Lineage: Eukaryota; Fungi; Ascomycota; Dothideomycetes; Pleosporales; Periconiaceae.
UCCUAUUCUCCGAAACUGUUUGGCCAUUAAGAUAAUUCGGGCGGGUACAAGGCUCGUAAAGGACCCUUGCUCGGCCCCAUGCCAGCCAUCGCCUGCCUUGUAUAGGUCUUCUGCAGCAUAGUGGCUUCGUCCGAAGACAUCCUCUGGGAGUCUCGAAGGUAGCGGAUGAGGCAGUUGACAUAGCGUCGCUCGCAGCGGGCGCGUUCGUUUGAAAUUUGGACGAACCGAAUGUCUGAGUGGCCGCCAUUGACUGCUCAGAAGUCUCGAAGUCAGUAAAAGGAUUAUGCGGUAAUACUUAUUUCGACAAGGGUCGUAAAGCAGCAUAUGCCACAUAUAACGGCUUCUCAGUGUACUUUCUACCCAAGGAAACAUACCCAAGCCAUUCUCCUCGAUUGCAUAGAGACGUUCCAUUUCACGUUUCGCGUUGCGUAAUCCCAUCAUCUGUGAUCUCAGCAGAGCGGGUAGACGUCGGGUGUUGGUAUUCUGGUGAUUCAUAAUGUUGAUUGAGUAUAUUAAUGUAUGUUACGUGAUCGUUGAGCUCCAUGUAUCUUCGUACCUGUUGGAUCUUGUCGCUCGACGUCAAGUCGAUCUUGUGCGUUCCGACACAUCGUUUGGAUCUCCCAUCGACGGAAUCCUCGGCGUACGAGCGUGAUUCGGUAUUCAUACAUGAGCACGCCAAGAACAUCUGGAUUUCCAUCAGCAAUUGCCAACAAACCCCAAGCACCGCAGAGUGGUUCAACCUACUGAUUCCUUCGUCAUUUGCACGCGCCAUACGAUAGCGUACAUGCUUAUGUCCAUGACCUGGGUCCAGUACCGAAGCAUAAGGCAUUGAGCCUGUGAGUUUUGGAACUUGGUUCAGGAUAACGUGUUCAGGGAGAUAGGUAUGAGGUAGGAACUCCUCCUGGUAGUUGUACUCGAACCACUUGUAGGCAUCCACUGGGUUUCCGAACACAGCAUACCUGGAGGAUGAACACGUCAAACAAUAAUCCGCACAUUUCAAUAGUGGCAGGCAUACCAAACGAGUCGUCGCAAUCCCGUCUUCACAUAUUGUCCAUUGCU